UUUAUCUUCUUCGUAACAUCCGGUAUGAUCGUCACACUUCCUGUCUUCUUCCUCCGCGGAACACAACAAUGGCGUCCUGUAGUGAGGGGUCUGCCACAGCCACCGAGCAGGAAACAACCGAAACCAUUCCGUCCCAGAAGAGAGAGGACCGACUCCGAAAGUUCAGAGAGUUACAUUUCAAACGGAAUGAAGCACGUAAGCUCAAUCACCAGGAGGUUGUGGAGGAGGACAAGAGACUGAAACUGCCCUCUAACUGGGAGGCUAAGAAAGCCAGACUGGAGUGGGAGCUUGCCGAAAAGCUAAAGAAAAAGGAAUGUGCUGACAAAGGGGAGGACUAUGACAGAGUGAAACUGCUGGAAAUCACUGCUGACGAUGCAGAGCGAUGGGAGAGGAAGAAGAAGAAGAAGAAUCCCGACACAGGAUUUGCAGGUUAUGCCGAGGCCCAGUUCAGACAGUACCAAAGGCUCACCAAGCAAAUCAGACCAGACCUGGAUAGCUACGAGAAGCAGAGGGAGGAAUGCGGUGAGGACUUCCACCCCACGUCCAAUAGCCUGAUCCACGGCACCCAUGUCCCCACAAAGGAUGGCAUUGACCGCAUGGUGGAAGAUGUUGAAAAACAGAUCGAGAAGCGGGCCAAGUACAGCCGACGCAGGGCCUACAACGACGACGCAGACAUCGACUACAUUAACGAGAGGAAUGCCAAGUUCAACAAGAAGGCGGAGCGUUUCUACGGCAAAUACACAGCGGAGAUCAAACAAAACUUGGAGAGAGGCACCGCUGUGUAGUGGGUCCGGUCACCUCUGGACGUUCACUGCUUCAGUUUGGUCUUCAUUUAAGAGUCUUGGGCUCUCUCUGUAUUGUAAUGCAGUUUUUUAUUAUGCUGAGGUUAUUUUAGGCAAAAAUGUAAUUUCCUGUAUAUGUAAUGCGUGGUGUUCCUUUGUACAGUAUUAGAAGUUUAAACAACAUUUAUGUUCAUUCUUAUCCAUUAUUUUUAAAUAAACCACUUCCCACUAUC
Molecule: messenger RNA, 1015 nt
Organism: Morone saxatilis (striped sea-bass)
Lineage: Eukaryota; Metazoa; Chordata; Actinopteri; Moronidae
Gene: syf2
Product: SYF2 pre-mRNA-splicing factor
Exons: 7
Coding region: 69-785 (238 amino acids)
Cellular component (GO): Prp19 complex; post-mRNA release spliceosomal complex; catalytic step 2 spliceosome
Source: RefSeq, a predicted model, not a curated record